Messenger RNA from Clavispora lusitaniae ATCC 42720, 312 nucleotides. RefSeq names its product ubiquinol--cytochrome-c reductase subunit 7 (gene QCR7). The record is from RefSeq and is a predicted model, not a curated record. Lineage: Eukaryota; Fungi; Ascomycota; Pichiomycetes; Serinales; Metschnikowiaceae. Gene Ontology annotation, biological process: mitochondrial electron transport, ubiquinol to cytochrome c.
AUGUAUCCCUGCUUGUUAAUUGCCUACAGUGCUCCUUCAUUAUUUCUGGAUACUAACUCUUUUAGGUUCAAUGAUUUGAUUAUCGAAGAAAACCCUGUCGCACAAAAGGCCAUUUCCAGAUUGCCUGAAGACGAGCUUUACGCCCGUAACUUCAGAAUGAUUACUGCUCACCAAUGUGCGUUGUCUCACCAGUUGUUGCCAGCUAGUAAAGCGGUUAAGCCUGAGGAGGACACCCACUACUUGAUUCCUUACCUCUUGGAGGCUGAGAAGGAAGCUUUCGAGAAGAAAGAGUUGGACAACAUUGAGGUUUAA